AUGGCUCUGCCACAACACAUGGUGGAACCUCCCAUCAUGGCAUCGCAACCGACUACGGCCCAAUCUUGGAACAAGCAGAUCAAUUUGGUUAAAGACCUUGGCCCUGGAUCCUAUGGUGAAGAGAGAAUGAUGGACAGACGCACUAGCAGGCAGGUUGAGAGGUCCCAAGCAAGUCGAGUAGGAACCAGCAUGCAAGAAGAAGGACAUGAGCAUGUUGCUGAGCACGCCGGCGUGUCAUAA
Messenger RNA from Prunus armeniaca (apricot), 240 nucleotides. NCBI's taxonomy places the organism in Eukaryota, Viridiplantae, Streptophyta, Magnoliopsida, Rosales, Rosaceae. The record is from the annotation of a GenBank genome assembly.